Messenger RNA from Caenorhabditis angaria, 1548 nucleotides. NCBI's taxonomy places the organism in Eukaryota, Metazoa, Nematoda, Chromadorea, Rhabditida, Rhabditidae. The record is from the annotation of a GenBank genome assembly.
AUGAGCCUUCACGAUGCUCCAAUGACACUUCUAAAUUAUUUCUAUAUUGCUGCGUGCCGUUGCCCAAAUCCACAAAUAUUAUCCUGGCCUCUAAUUCUAUCAACUGCUGCCUGCACAGUUUCUCUGAUCUGGAGACUUACAGUAUUAUAUUUCUCAUAUAAGUAAGAUAGAUUUCAAGCUUCAAGUCUUCAAAAUAUUAUUUUUUAGAAGAAUGGUGUGCGCUAAACCUAUCCCACCAAAGAAAACACUAACCGGUGUUGCUGUCAACACCCCAUUAAGAAAACAUUUCCAAAUGGCGAUUGAUACAAGUAACGCGUCGAAUGGUGGUAGACUUUUGGAGUUCGAUGAAACUUGGCCGAUUCGAUGGGCACGAUUAAGAACUCUUGGACCACACCCAGAUGUUAUAGUUGUAGAUCCAGAGACUAACGGAGAUGUCAAAUCGAAACCGAAAUCAAAAGCAAAGCCGAAAGUUAGAGAGAAAAAUAGUUGUGGAAAAUGGAUCAGACGAUUUGAAAAAUUCCGCGCCAAUUUUGACGUGAGUAUAUCACCAUGUUUAUUUUUCAAAUUUUAUCCUAAUUCCGUUUCAGAUCUUCUCAAUAAUUCGCAAUAUAAUUGGAUAUUCAUGCUGGUUUAUAGUCUCCAUCCUAACCUAUAUGAGCUGCUCAUUGGUCUUAUGGCUCCCAUGUUUAUAUCAUUAUACAUGCAGGCAUAACAGUUUUUAUCAUCGGCAUAAAUUAUGCAGAUCUUUUAUCAAGUGAGUUAUUUUUUUUAUUUUUAUUCUUACUGAUUUUUUCAGGUAUUUUUCUGUCACAUUUCAUUACACAAUAUUCUACCUCUCAUUAUUAUUCUCUGUUGUUUUGAUUGGAUUAAACCUAACUCUUCUAUCAUCAGUUCAUGGGUUAGGAUCAAACAAUCUUCCACCAGAAGUUGAUCGAAUAUGCGUCACAGUUUCACCAACUUCAAAAACAAUUUAUACAAAUAUUCUUCCAGCUUCAGCAUUUGAAAGAGAAAUUGUUUUGCAUAAACAAUUGAAUCAGUAAGCUUUAGGUUUUGUUUCAAGUGAAUAACAUGGCCCUAAUUUUUUUUUUUUAGAAAGUAUGGUGAAAAUGAUACAAGUAUUGUGACAGAAUGUAAACCUUUAUGGACAGCUGGAAGACUUGGAGUUGGAUUUACUAGAAGUAACACAGGACCUUGGCAAAUGAGAACACCGAUAAAUGGGCAUAUGCUAGCUGUUUCCACGCUGAUCACUUUUAAUACUACCGAUCGAACAAAUCCCUCUCUACGUCUAGACUAUACACACUCUUUAUAUCUUCGAAGUGAAUAUAAAAGUGAUGUUAGAUUUACCUGUACAAGGAAUACUGAAUGGUAAUAUUUUUUUGAAGAUCAAUUUUUGGAAGAUCAAUUCAGUUUUUGUAUUCCAGGAAAAUCAUUCCAUCGGUGGCUCAAUUGUCCUGGCCAUAUUUCUCAGCUUGUCAACAAAAUUGGAAAUUUAACGAGAAACCUGAAUUAAUAAAAUGUGGACCGAUAUUUAGAAGAAAGCAUGUGUAA